AUGGGUGGGGCUGGAGCAGAGACCUCCACAUCUGAGUGGUUAAAGGGAAGGCAGAGUUCCAAGAAAAAGGCGGGGCUUGUGGCAUGGGGGGCACGCCGGGCUCGGGGAAGACGCCAAGAUGGCGGCAAGUCACUACUUCGGCUUCGCGCAGGGCAGCGACCUGCAGUACAGCGCCCAGACUCCAACUCUUCCCGUGCUCACCACGGGGGCCAGCUAUACUGCACAGCCCACUCCUGGGAUGGACCCCGCCGCAAACCCGGCCUUUCCCCCAGCUGCCCCAGCAGGGUACGGUGGAUACCAGCCCCACUCCAGCCAGGAGUUCACCUACGGCAGCCGACCCCAGGAGCCCGUCCCCACGACCACCACCAUGGCUACCUACCAGGGACCCAAGAGGCCUGCAGGCAGCCCAGCCCUCAUGGCGGUCACAGCUGCGCUCAGCCCCCACAACAGGCGCCCAGAGUGGAGGCCGGACAGCCAGCCAGCGCCCUGUCCUCGGGAUACACCUACUCCACGGCGACAGGCGUCCAGCCCGAGUCCUCCGUGUCCAUCGUGACCUCCUACCCCGCGCCCUCCUACGAUCCCACCUGCACCGCCUACACGGCACCAAGCUACCCGAGCUAUGACGCCUCAGUGUACUCCGCCGCCAGCCCUUUCUAUCCUCCAGCGCAGCCCCCGCCUCCCCCGGGACCCCUGCAGCAGCUGCCCCCGCUGCCCACGCCCGCAGGCUCAGGAAGCAGCCCCAGGGCCGACUCGAAGCCGCGGCUUCCCAGCAAACUGCCCAGACCCAAGGCCGGGCCCAGGCAGCUCCAGCUUCACUACUGCGACAUCUGCAAGAUCAGCUGCGCGGGCCCCCAGACCUACCGGGAACAUCUGGGAGGGCAGAAGCACAGAAAGAAGGAGGCGGCCCAGAAGACAGGCGUGCAGCCCAACGGGAGCCCACGCGGGGUGCAGGCGCAGCUACAUUGUGACCUGUGCGCCGUGUCCUGCACUGGGGCAGACGCCUACACGGCCCACAUCCGGGGAGCCAAGCACCAGAAGGUCUUCAAGCUGCACACCAAACUGGGGAAGCCCAUUCCCACCCUGGAGCCUGCACCGGCCGCAGAGAGCACCCCCGGGGUGGAGGUCAAGCCCGCAUCUGCCACUGGCCCCAGCGUGUGUGCCCCGAGCAGGCCAGCACUGACCAAGAGACCCGUGGCCUUGAAGGCCUCAUGCCAGGGGCCUCCUGAGCUGCAGAUAGCAGGCUGCCGACCCCAGAGGGGGAGACCAGCCCAACCCAAAUCAGAGGGUCCUGGAGCACCCGCCCAAGGAGGCUCGGAGGAAGCUCCCCUGGGCUGCUCUGAUGCGCAGCCGGUGGGCCCAGAAUAUGUGGAGGAGGUGUGCAGCGAGGAAGGGCGAGUGCUUCGCUUCCAGUGUAAGCUGUGCGAGUGCAGUUUCAACGACCUUAACGCCAAGGACCUGCACGUGAGGGGACGGCGGCACCGGCUGCAGUACCGGAAAAAAGUGAACCCAGACCUUCCCAUUGCCACGGAGCCCAGCAGCCGGGCUCGGAAGCUCCUGGAGGAGCGGAUGAGGAAGCAGCGGCACCUGGCGGAGGAGCGGCUGGAACAACUGCGGCGCUGGCACGUGGAGAGGAGGCGGCUGGAGGAGGAGCCUUCCCAGGACGUGCCGCCCCAUGCACCAUCCGACUGGGCCCACUCUCUGCUCAUGGGCAGGCCGGAGCCCCCCACCAGUGCCCAACUCCAGCCCCGGCGGCGGCCGGCAUCCAGCGACGACCGGCACGUCAUGUGCAAGCACGCCACCAUCUACCCCACGGAGCAGGAGCUCCUCGCCGUGCAGAGGGUCGUGUCCCACGCGGAGCGGGCCCUCAAGCUGGUGUCUGACACGCUGGCCGAGGAGGACCAGGGCGGCGGACAGGAAGAGGGCGGCAAGCGCAGCAGCGUUGCCCCCCCGGCUCGGGUCCUGAAAGGUGUCAUGCGGGUGGGCAUCCUGGCGAAGGGCCUCCUCCUGCGCGGGGACAGGAACGUGCGCCUCACUCUGCUCUGUUCCAAGAAGCCCACGCACAGCCUGCUGCGGAGGAUCGCCCAGCAGCUGCCCCGGCAGCUCCAGAUGGUGACCGAAGAUGAGUAUGAGGUCUCCUCUGACCCUGAAGCCAACAUUGUCAUCUCCUCCUGCGAGGAGCCCAGGAUGCAGGUCACCAUAUCCGUCACCUCACCCCUGAUGCGAGAGGACCCCUCCACAGACCCAGAAGGCGUGGAGAAGCCUCAGGCUGACCCAGGUGAUGUCCUGAGCUCCGAGAAGUGCCUCGAGUCCCUGGCCGCCCUCCGUCAUGCCCGGUGGUUUCAGGCUCGAGCCAGCAGCCUGCAGCCAUGCGUGAUCGUCAUCAGGGUCCUGAGGGACCUCUGCCGGCGUGUGCCCACCUGGGCAGCCCUGCCAGCCUGGGGGAAACGUCUUCUCCACUCCUGGGAGGAGGUCACAGCAGCCAGCUCCGUGCUGGGUGACCAGCGUGCGGCUGUCCCGACGUGGAGAAAACCUGUGUUCCCUGAGACCUGUUUUCCGGCUGUGGCUGAAGAGGCGGCCACACAGUGCCGUGGAGGCCAGCAUUGCCCCAUCCCCUCCUGCCCUCGGGAGCUGGCCACACGGGGACGUGGUGGGGCCAUGGAGCUGCUGGUGGAGAAGGCUGUGAGCAGUGCGGCGGGGCCCCUGGGCCCUGGGGACGCGGUCAGGCGAGUCCUGGAGUGCGUGGCCACCGGGACGCUCCUGACAGAUGGGCCCGGACUCCAGGAUCCCUGCGAGAGAGACCAGACAGACGCCCUCGAGCCCAUGACCCUCCAAGAGCGGGAAGACGUGACCGCCAGCGCCCAGCACGCCCUGAGAAUGCUGGCCUUCCGGCAGACCCACAAGGUCCUGGGCAUGGAUCUCCUGCCACCCAGACACCGGCUUGGGGCCCGCUUCCGGAAGAGGCAGCGGGGACCUGGCGAGGCCGAGGAGGGCCCAGGGGAGAAGAAGCGGGGCCAGCGGGAUGGAGAGGGGCUCGUGUGAGCCACCUGCCUUCCCAGCCUGCGGGCCUUCGCAUCCCUGCACUCCUGGACGUGUGCCCACUGACCAAUGGCAGCAUCAUCCCUGACGUUGGACGACGGUCAUUUCCUUUUGAGUAACGCUCUGUAGGUUUCUUUUAAAACACUUGUGCUUCAGGCCGGGCACCAUGGCUCAUGCCUUUAAUCCCAGCACUUCGGGAGGCUGAGUUGCUUGAGCCUGAGAGUUCAAG
Messenger RNA from Cercocebus atys (sooty mangabey), 3265 nucleotides. RefSeq names its product zinc finger RNA binding protein 2 (gene ZFR2). The transcript is spliced from 20 exons. Gene Ontology annotation, molecular function: double-stranded RNA binding; zinc ion binding; single-stranded RNA binding. The record is from RefSeq and is a predicted model, not a curated record. Bases 1 to 3039 code for a protein of 1012 amino acids. Lineage: Eukaryota; Metazoa; Chordata; Mammalia; Primates; Cercopithecidae. Gene Ontology annotation, cellular component: precatalytic spliceosome.